Cydia pomonella (codling moth) is the source of this 1041-nucleotide messenger RNA. RefSeq lists its product as uncharacterized. The record is from RefSeq and is a predicted model, not a curated record. Lineage: Eukaryota; Metazoa; Arthropoda; Insecta; Lepidoptera; Tortricidae. The coding region runs from base 1 to 1041 and encodes 346 amino acids. The transcript has a single exon.
AUGCGAGGCCAUUUGUUUUUCUACGGCCCGCGAAGAGCUCCUCCACGCGGCGCAGAAAUUAUUGUGGGGGGCGUUCCAAUUGCUGUCAAGCCGACGUUACUCUACCUCGGCGUCUUGCUUGACAGCAAGUGGAACUUUGAGGCUCAUUUUAAGCGCUUAGCGCCCAAAUUACUACGCGCAGCGGCGGCCUUUGGGCGCAUACUGCCCAACCUGGGUGGACCCAUGGCCUCAUGUCGCCGCUUGUAUAUGGGUGUGGUGCGCUCCAUGGCGCUUUACGGUGCCCCAGUGUGGGCGGAUUCUCUCAGUAGCUACAACAUAGGCCCAAUUGCGACGACCGCAGAGGGCAAUGGCGCUGAGAGUAAUCAGAGGGUACCGCACGGUGAGCGCGGGGGCCGCGUGCGUGCUGGCCGGUUCUCUGCCCUGGGACCUGGAUGCGAGAACCCUCGCGGCGCUGUACCAGUGGCGCGGGGAGGCGCGGGCCCGGGGCGACCCGAAAGCACCUCAGGAGGUGGAAAGCAGCGCACAGAGCUGCUAGAGGAGGCGACGGAGAUGUGGGUGCAGCGGCUGGAACGGCCGAGUGCUGGCUCUCGCACUAUAGAGGCGGUUCGCCCAGUCCUCCGUGACUGGGUUGAAAGGCGCUCCGGGGUUCUUACCUUCCGACUAACGCAGGUACUGUCGGGGCAUGGCUGUUUCGGCAGCUACCUGCACAAGGUUGCCCAGCGGGAACCGACUCCGGAGUGUCACCAAUGCGGAGCCGACGUAGACUCGGCCCAACACACACUGGCUGAGUGUCCAGUUUGGGGCGAGGAAAGAGAGGAACUGGUCGCCCAAUUAGGGCAGGACCUUUCGCUGCCAGCCGUAGUUCGGGCCAUGCUGGGCAGCGAAAGAGCGUGGGAGACUGUGCUCACGUUUUGCGAGCACGUCAUACGAGACAAAGAGGCGGCCGAGCGCGAACGGGAAGCCCUGGCCGAGGCUAACCCGAUGCGCCGCCGCCGCACAGGACGCAGACGUGCCGCCCAUGAGCGGAACCUGCCGCCCUAA